AAAAUCGUCACUAAGCCUUAGCAUAAUUUCUCUCCUUAUAAUAUCUAUAAAUAGAUGUAAUACCAUAUCGGAAGCCGAAGAAAUAGCAGAUUUGGCAAUAGAAUACCAUAAAAAGUUUCCAAAUGUUGUGGUUGGAUUAGAGCUUAGUGGUAAUCCAGGUUGUGGAAAGUUUGAAAAUUUCGUAAAAGUAUUUUCAAGAGCGAGAACUGCGGGCUUAAAAGUGACUCUGCACUGUGGUGAAAUCAGUAACCCAGAGGAAAUAUUGCAAAUGAUUCAGUUUAAGCCAGAUCGAAUCGGUCAUGGGACAUGUAUACAUCCUAAAUUUGGUGGAACUGAUGAUGCUUGGGAAGCUUUAUGUAAAUCUGGAAUACCUGUCGAGGUUUGCUUAACAAGCAAUGUUAAUACCAAGUCUGUUCCUGAUUACUCUUCACAUCAUUUUAAAUAUUUAUAUGAUGCUAAUAUACCUGUCAUUCUUUGUACAGAUGAUAAAGGAGUAUUUGCAACAUCUCUUUCGCAAGAAUAUAGAAUUUGCUUAGAUACAUUUUUGUUAGAUAAAGCGAAGAUAGCAAGUUUAGCACUUAAUGCCAGUAAAUAUAUUUUUGCGGAAGAUAAACAAAAAUUAGUGAGCGACAAAGUGCUGAAUUUUAUUGAUAAAAAUUGUGUGUAA
Molecule: messenger RNA, 667 nt
Organism: Parnassius apollo (apollo)
Lineage: Eukaryota; Metazoa; Arthropoda; Insecta; Lepidoptera; Papilionidae
Source: the annotation of a GenBank genome assembly